Molecule: messenger RNA, 3083 nt
Organism: Heterotrigona itama
Lineage: Eukaryota; Metazoa; Arthropoda; Insecta; Hymenoptera; Apidae
Source: the annotation of a GenBank genome assembly
CUUGAAUAGUACAAUCGUAAUUCUUGAUCGUGAUCCAUCCACGGCUAGAAUUACGUACUCUCAUUCUAGUAGGUCGGAUAAGUUGUUUCGCGUUACUUCGUGAGAUAAUUUCGUUUAGUUCUUCUUGUUGUUGAUGUUUUCACAUGCGAUUAUUUCGUUGAAUUUUCAAUUGAAUUCGUUUCGUCUGGAUACGUUCUAAUCGGUAUUUUUACGUUUUAACGUAACAAAAUGCCAGUAUUCCACACAAAAACCAUAGAAAGUAUUCUUGAACCUGUCGCACAGCAGGUUUCGAGACUUGUCAUCUUACACGAGGAAGCUGAAGAUGGAAAUGCAAUGCCUGAUUUGGGAAGGCCUGUGCAAGCAGUUAGUAUGGCAGUAGCAAAUCUUGUUAAGGUAGGAAAAGAAACGAUUAAUUCCUCUGACGAUGCUUUGCUUAAACAAGAUAUGCCUGCUGCUUUACAACGAGUUGAAGGAGCUUCGCGUCUUUUGGAAGAGGCAUCUGCUAUGUUGAAACAAGACCCAUAUUCUGGACCAGCUAGGAAAAAGCUUAUAGAAGGUUCGCGUGGUAUCCUUCAGGGAACUAGUUCUUUGUUGCUGUGCUUUGAUGAAAGCGAAGUACGUAAAAUUAUUAGGGAAUGCAAAAGGGUAUUGGACUAUUUGGCAGUCACAGAAGUUAUCGAAACGAUGGAAGAUUUAGUUCAUUUUCUUAAAAAUUUAAGUCCGUGUCUCAGUAAAGUAUCGAAAGAAGUAAGUGCUCGUGAGAAAGAGUUGACUCAUCAAGUUCACAGAGAAAUUCUAGUGCGUUGUUUGGAUCAGGUAAAAACACUUGCGCCGAUCCUCAUCUGCUCUAUGAAGAUAUUUAUUCACAUUAUCUCUCAAGGAAGUAAAGGCGCGGAAGAAGCAGCUGAGAAUCGUAAUUAUUUAGCUGGCAGAAUGUCAGAUGAAUUAAAUGAAAUUAUCAGGGUGUUGCAACUUACAACUUACGACGAAGAAGAAUGGGACGCUGAUCAAUUAACAGUAUUGAAAAAGGCACAAAGUGCUAUUGAAUCUAGGAUAAGAGCCGCUUACGAUUGGUUGGACGAUGGACUUGCUUUACGCGGUGGAGUAGGAGAGAAGAGUCUUCGUCAAAUAGUCGAACAAGCGCAACGAUUAGCGGAGAGAUAUCUUCCUCCUUCGCAGGCAGAACCAUUGCAAAAAUUAACUUCGCAAAUUGUUACCAUGACCAAUGCGCUUUGCGAACUAAGACAAAAUGAGAAAGGAACUACGCCGCAAGCGGAAGCUUUGGCACGUGGUAUAAAAGAAAAAACAAACGAACUUCGCAGUUCUAUUGCCUCUGCUAUAGUUGCUGCUGAUAAGUCUGGAACCACGCAAACUGCUCACACGGUUGCAGGUCGUUUGGAGCAAGCAAGUAAAUGGCUUCUUAAUCCGCAACAUGAUGACAAAGGACUUGGUCAGAGAGCUAUAGCUUUGAUCAUACAGGAAGGAAAGAAGGUUGCCGAGGGUUUGCCAGGCAUACAUAAAGCGGAAAUUUUGCAACUUUGCGACGAAGUUGACAACCUCUCCCAUCAACUUGGAGAUUUAUGCGCUCACGGUCAAGGAAAUACACCUCGUGCUCAAGAAAUUGCGCGUCAGUUGUCGCACAAACUGUACGAACUGAAAAACAGAAUACAACAAGCUGUCGUAUCGAGGGUGGUCGAAGAUUUCAUCGAUAUAACGACGCCUUUGAAACAAUUUACGGACGCUGUGUUAGCCCCGGAAGGCACUUUAGGCCGCGAGCAAAACUUCAACGACAAAACGCACGCUCUUCGAACAUUUUCCAACAGGGCAGCAAAAACGGCCAGAAUGGUGGCUGCUGGUGGUACGCGAACGUAUUGUUACUACAAUUCUGUUGUAAAAUCUUGUAAAAUUUUACUACGAUCCUGUUGUAAAAUUUUAGGUAGCGGAGGUAACAAAAAAUUGGCGGAAGCGUUGACCGCGAGUGCUUCGCAAGUUGAAUCUUUAACACCGCAAUUGAUCAAUGCCGGACGAAUUCGAAUGACUUACCAGGACAGUAGAGCUGCGGACGAACAUUUCGAAAAUUUGCGACAGCAAUAUGCAGAAACGAUGCAAAGGACACGCGCGUUGUGCGACGAAGCAACUGACAGUGGGGAUUUCAUCAGAACUUCCGAGGAACAAAUGCAAAAGCAUUCGUUCCUGUGUGAAGAGGCUAUAGCGAAGAGUCAUCCGCAAAAAAUGGUUGACAAUACGGCUGCCAUUGCUAGAUUGGCUAACAGGGUAAUUCUCGUGGCAAAGCAAGAAAGUGACAAUAGCGAGGACCCCGCGUUCAUUCAGAGAGUGAAUCAAGCCACAGAUAUUCUUCAAAACGUUGGUGAACCAUUGAGAAAUCAACCAUCGCCGAGCAAUUUAUGUGUCGUCGACUCUAGUCUAAAUACAAAUAAACCCCAGCAUCGCUCUAUCAGCCCGUUACCGAAGUGGGCGCGUGAAGAAAUCGUCCCACCGCGUCCACCUUUGCCUGGUGGAGAUAUUCCACCUCCGCGACCUCCACCGCCUGAAACAGAUGACGAAGAUGAAAUGUUUAUGCACGCACCGCAGCCUAAUCAGCCUAUUAUGAUGGCUGCCCAUGGCUUGCAUCAAGAAGUACGACAAUGGUCCAGCAAAGAUAAUGAAAUUAUCGCUGCUGCGAAGAAAAUGGCUAUUUUAAUGGGCAGAUUGUCAGGCCUAGUUAGAGGAGAAGGUGGCAAUAAAAGGGAUUUGAUCGCAUGUGCCAAGGCCAUUGCAGAAGCUUCCCAGGAAGUAACUCGUUUAGCUAAAGAGUUGGCUAGAGAAUGUACGGACAAACGUAUUCGUACUGUACCGAGGAAGAUCAAGAAGCAACGGAUAUGUUGGUUGGAAAUGCUCAAAAUCUUAUGCAGAGUGUAAAGGAAACUGUUCGUGCCGCGGAGUGUGCCAGCAUAAAAAUACGUACCGCGUCUGUCAAGCAACAAUUAGUAGUAAUUGUACAACUAGCAAUGAUUAUGAAUAAAGAAAAAUGUGAACUUAAGUUUUUAUGGUUUUGUAUAAUUAGAUCUAUUUUAAAUGUUUGA